Molecule: messenger RNA, 1683 nt
Organism: Pedinophyceae sp. YPF-701
Lineage: Eukaryota; Viridiplantae; Chlorophyta; Pedinophyceae
Source: the annotation of a GenBank genome assembly
AUGAUACAGCGACGGUCGAUGCGCCCGGACAUCGGCACGGGCUUCGGCGAGAUCGCGGACCUCGCGGUCCUGGGCCACCACACGGGGUCGCAGCCGUACGCGGCGCAACACGCGCGCCGUGCGACGACAGCCGCGGCCUCGCCGGCCCUCGCGACCAUGCCCGCCGCGUGCGGCCGCGGCCUCAAGUUCUCUCCAGCGCAGCGGCACCCCCGCGACGGCGAGCGGCCCAAGACGGCCGCGCCCAACCCCGGAGCAGCAACCCUCGCGGACUUGCGCAGCCCACGGCGCUCCUCGUCGCGACGGCACGAGAAGCCGCGCGAGCGGCCGACCACGGCGGGCCAGGCUGAGGGCAGCGCCGCGCACCGCACGUUCUAUCGCUCGGCGUUCCGCACGCAAGCCGCGGCUCUGGGGGCGCCGGUGAGCCCGCCGCCGGGGCGGUCGUCGCCGAAGGUCGGCUCCGGCGCGGGGCGCGCCGCGGCGGCGAUGCGGCUGCGCACGGAGGUGCUCGACGGCCGGAGGAGCGCGGAGCCGGACCGGCGCGGCGUUUCCGCGAUGCAGGCCGCGAGCGCGACGCGGCCACAUACGGUGUCCGGUGCGGGUCGGCGGCACGUGUGGCACGUGCCGAACGAGGUCACGAUCGACCUGCCAGAGGAGCUCGCGACGCCGGACCGGUCGCGGAGGCCGCCGGGGGCGGUUGCGUCUCUCAAGCAGACUGCGCGGCCGGCGACGGCGGGGGCGGGGAGCUCGCGCGCCCGCGCGAUCGCGGCGGCGGCCGCGGCCGCAGCGGACCCACGGGCGCUCGCGGUGUCGGGCCGCACGUGGACGGCGUCGCCCGCGUCGCCGCCGCGCGAGCCGCAGCGCACGCUGUCCCCGGGCUCGCGCCCGCGGUCGCCCCCCAGCGCCGUCACGCCGCGGAGCCUCCGGGCGCCGUUCGGCGGGAUCACGGUGGCCGUGCCGGAGUCCGCGCGCGUGCCGAUCGCGUUCAGCGACGGAGCGGCGUUCUCGCUGGACCCGUGGGACACGCAGGAGGCGACGCCUGGGGAGGGCGUGGCGCUGGAGCUGGCGCAGGACGGCGGGGACGCGUGGGCGAUGCCGGGGCUCGUGAAGCGCGCGGUCGACGUGGUCGCCGCGGCGGAGCCGGGGCUCACGCUCGGGCACAAGCACGGUCCGUCGGCGGCGGCGUUUUCGCACGCGUUACUCACCGAGUGCGCGGCGCUGAGCAAGGAGCUCGGGGUGGACACGGAGGAGGUGCUGAGGGAGAUUGUGGCGGAGGGGGAGGCGUCGGGGCACGGCGCGCUGCUGGGGAGCCCGGACAGCAACAGUCCGCUGACCGCGAUGCGCAGGCUGCUGCGUCGGUCGUACGGGUCUCAGGGGAACUACCCCGGGGGCGUGCCGCACGCGACGCUGCCGCCGCGGGACCUGCCGUCGCCUGCGUCGCCGCGGCGGCGGCCGGCGAGGAGCGCCGGGGAGAGUCCUGGGGGCUUUGGCGGGGGAGUUGAGCGCCAGCGCCGACGACGUGCUGAUCGGGGCGCGGCGCGUCGGCCAGUCCCCGCCGUCGCCGCUCUCGCGCUUCGACGACCGCUUCCCGAGCCUCCACGGCACGACAUGAAGGGCGUUCGCACCAGCGCCGUGGACGCGAAUGCCACGGACAUUGUUGUGUCGACAUGCGUGUCCCUUGUUUGA